AUGGAACGACAUCAACAAAGUCCACGAAUUCCAGAAUCGGUAUGGAAAGUGCACGAGGACACGAUACAGCGCGUAUACAUGACCGAGAAGCAGAACCUUGAAACACUCAUGGAGGGUAUGGCUGCUAUACAUAACUUUGACGCAUCGAAGAAACAGUAUCGAGGAAUAUUCCAAAAGUGGGGAUUCAAUAAGAACAACUUAUUAAACGACAUUCCUGGAAAUGACCGAAGGAGAGCAGCACAAGCGCUACCGAAACGCCUGGUUCAGGAGCCAUUUCUAAUUGUAAUAUGUUGUCAGCCUAGCCCUCCCGAGUUUAGGUGGUCUACCGAAGAAGAGAGACAACUAUGGAGAAUCAAAGUUGCCACAGAUACUAUAAUCAAAGGUUCUUUCGGGUCUACUUCUUGUAAAUGGACCUUAGACAACUUCUCUUUCUUUGCUUCGCCCAUCGGAUUAUCCUUAUCAUAUGAAUGGCAAUCACUCGAGUCCCUAUGUACAGCCAUUGCGGAUAUGUCGGGGUCUGGUGUUCAAUCACAUGGCAGGGGAUCUAUUGAACUUCUUCUCCAGCGGACAGAGGGCUUGAAGGAGACAUUGAGCCCCGAAUACUUUGUAGUUCAACUUGCUUACAUAUGGAGGAUAUGCCUCAACCUCACUAAGACACGGCUGCCUUUACCUCGCUAUACUAUACCCGACUCACAACACCCCAUUUCGAUUCACCCACUCGCUCCGAGUUUCCUUUACCGGCUGGAUCAACAAAUGCAAACCAAUUUCCGCGAAGGGGAUCCUGCACGUCAAGUUAUAUCUUCUCUCCUCGUCAUCUUGCGGAUUUCACCUCACAGAUUUAAAUCAGCUCUGAAACUCGCGUACCGCAUGUCCAUCAAGGUUUUGAGAAUACAUUAG
Molecule: messenger RNA, 897 nt
Organism: Fusarium poae
Lineage: Eukaryota; Fungi; Ascomycota; Sordariomycetes; Hypocreales; Nectriaceae
Exons: 2
Coding region: 1-897 (298 amino acids)
Source: RefSeq, a predicted model, not a curated record